Molecule: messenger RNA, 17068 nt
Organism: Leptopilina boulardi
Lineage: Eukaryota; Metazoa; Arthropoda; Insecta; Hymenoptera; Figitidae
Product: protein split ends-like
Exons: 14
Coding region: 1839-13895 (4018 amino acids)
Biological process (GO): regulation of transcription by RNA polymerase II
Cellular component (GO): nucleus
Molecular function (GO): mRNA binding
Source: RefSeq, a predicted model, not a curated record
CAUGGUUGCCACUAAGCUGCCAGAAGGUGGCAACACUGUAUCAGUUGGUGAGACGCAAGCGAUGAGUAAACACACAAGAUGGCAGCUCUUAUCAUCAUUCGCAGGAUUUAUCAUCAAAAGAAGCAAAUUAUUUUCGCAUUUAUACAAUAUACAAUAUAGACAAGUCAGAGUUCUAAUGAAGAUCGUUUUUCAUCAUGAAAGGAAGGCACAGGAAUAAGAAUCAAGAAAAGAGAACAGUCGUUUAUAUAAUUCAUCAGGAUGACUUUAUUUUCAAUUCAUCGAGGCAAUUUGUUUAUUUUCAAUACAUAGUCGACUUCAAAAAAAAGGGGCACCGAAUGAAAAUAGUUACGCUACUGUGUCGAUUCCACAGUUUCCCCUCUAACCCUUCAGCCAUCUUGAGCAGCCACACCAUUGGGGCUCUCAUUCUCUUUCUCUCUCUCUUUCUCCUCCCCCCCACCUCAUCUACUUCACUCCAUCAUGAUCCCGAAAUUCCCCACCAUGAGGCGAACGCUGAUAGGCGGAAUCGCUUCUCUCGAGUAGACUCGCUUCGCUCUCCUCCAAUAUCCCCCUCUCCAUGACUCUCACAAUGUCUGGCCGGCGAGCCAUUCUAUGCUCCCGCCACGGUGACGUCACUCUGAGUAGUGUAGUGCAGUGAGAAGGAUGUACACUCCGUCCGUGUACAUACCCAAGUGAAACGAAACAAAAAUAUAUAUAUAUAUAUACUUAAAAGUAUAUAUACAGUGAAACCCAAUUCUUGCAACACCAGUGUUUAAAUUAUAGUAAAAAUUGCGAGAAUAUCCCGCGUGCAUUUAUUCCCCCCCCUCCGCCCUAUUGAUAAAUGUGUGUCUAUGCACAUUAAUACCAACCCCAACAAGUUAUCAGUAAUUCCCCCCUCCCCCUUCAAAACAGGAUAACCUUAAAAAAAAAUAAAAGUGUCUUCAAUUCCAGUGAUGUGAACUCGGUGCAAGUGGAAGAAACGAAACGUCACUGAUUUGGAAAGCUUACGAGAGAGGGGGAUUAAGAGCUCUAAUAAAUUUUUUUUCUCUCCUCUCUCUGUCUCUAUAUAUAAUUUUUUUUUUCCAAGUGUUUCUGGGUGCAAAAAAGAAAAACGUGAUUGUUAUUUUUUUUUUCUGGAACGAGGAGAAAGGUGGGAAAAAUCGUGAGUGAGAAAAAAAUGUUUUCGCGAUUUGGAACGGGAUGGGUAGAUCCCAGGUGAAUAUCUCGUUGUGUCGACGAGUAAAGUGAUUAUUAAGUGCGGUGUAAGAUGUGGUGUAGGGCGAAAUAUCUUCGCCUUCUUCUCCUCGUUGAAGCUGAUAGUGGUGAAUCCUGCAGUUUUUCAAACGCGGUGAAGUGUGAUAACGAGCCACUUUUUGUCGUUGACCCUUGCAAUCAACCCCCAAUCAGGGGUCAACGAUUUCAAAGCUAAGUGUUGUUGUUUUUUUUUUUUUUUGAAAGAAGAAAAGGAAUUUGAGUUUUUUAUCUCCCUUUUUUUUGUUUUUUUUUUUUUUUUUAUUCUGUUCGGUGAGAAAAGAAUUCGCGAGUAACGGUUUGCUCGCUCGCGAAAGCUUUGGGUUCUUCUGCCUCAUGGCAAUAUUGAACCGGCGCUCGGAGACUCACUGAGAAAGAAAGAGAGGGUGUGUUUUGUUUCUUUUUGCUGUACCAAAAAGAAAAUUUUUUGAGAAAAAUAGAAAAGUUUAAAAGAAGAAGAUUAAGUGAAGUGGUGUUUUUUUUUUGUGUGUGGAAGUCGCUUGUUAAAUUACGGUCGAGUUGUGUGUCGUUGUACAGUGCCGCCAAACGAUACCACAACAUCCGAUCCCAAAUGAAGAGUUCGGAGCAAAAUGGUUAGAGAGACACGUCACCUGUGGGUUGGAAAUCUGCCGGAAAACGUCCGUGAGGAUCGAAUAAGAGAGCACUUCAAAAGGUAUGGACGCGUGCAGAGCGUCAAACUGCUGCCACGGGGCGAGGAAUGCCCCGUGGACGGUGGUUCCCUCGGUGAGGGAAACGAGGGUGGUUCCGGAACUGGAGGUGGCGGUGGAGGCGGCGGCAGUGGCACGAAUAGUACCGGGGGCGCAUCAGCGACGGUGGCGUUCAUGGAUAUCAAGUCCGCAGCGAAGGCCCACGCGACAGAACACACCCUGGACGAAAGAGCCCUCACCACCCAAUACUAUGAACCUCAGCAUCUCCAGCACAGAUUUCCCUCACAUGGAAGCUCUGAGGAUCAUGGAUCCAGCGGCGUUGCAGGAGGAGGUGGUGGUGUUGGUGUUGGCGGAGUUGGAGGAGGAGGAGGAAGUGGCGUUAGCGGUGGAGGAGUUGGAGGAGGAGAGACAUUUGAAUCGAGAGGAUCGCACGGUAAUUUCUAUAGUGGCGAUGGCAGGAGCAACCGCGUGGGCGGCGGCAGCAGCGGCAGUGUUAGCGUCGUCGUUGGUCAUCAGGUUGAUGCAAGCUCAGUUGAAACAAGCGGUUAUAUACCAAGAGGACGUCCACCACCAAAUAGCAGUUAUCACGUGACGUCAACAAGGGCGAGGGAUCGGCUUUAUCCGCGAACGGGUCCAUAUUCCAGCGGUCCGCCACCCCCGCCCCAUAUAGAUCGUCAUCGCAGUUCACUCACCACAUCAACAUCAUGGUCCAGUUACGAAUCGGCUAGCUCAAGAUAUGGCUCUGGACCACCGCCACCAUCACCAGCCACCACUGAUUCAUAUCCUGAUGAACCAGGAAAUGGAACGGGGAAUAGUGGAAACAGUUUAAAGCAACACAAAAAACAAAGGAGAAAAUCGAGAAGCGGAAGUAGUUCGCCGAGUGGUAGUAGCAGGUCAAAUAGCAGCAGUAGUAGUCGUAGUGGUAGCUCAGGUGGUAGUAGUUCAGGUGGUAGUAGUUCACCAGGUAGUUCACCUCAUCGUACUGGAAAUGUAUCAGUAACUGAUGAUCGACGUCCAUUGGCGAUAUGUGUAAGAAAUUUGCCGGCGCGCAGUAGCGACACAUCUCUCAAGGAUGGCUUAUUUCAUGAAUAUAAAAAACAUGGUAAAGUCACGUGGGUGAAAGUUGUCGGCACUGCCGGCGACAGAUAUGCAUUGGUUUGUUUUAAAAAACCUGAGGAUGUUGAAAAAGCCCUUGAAGUAUCACACGAUAAAUUAUUUUUCGGCUGUAAAAUUGAAGUUGCACCCUAUCAGGGCUAUGACGUUGAGGAUAAUGAAUUUCGUCCAUAUGAGGCUGAAUUAGAUGAAUUUCAUCCAAAAGCAACGCGUACAUUGUUUAUUGGCAGUCUUGAGAAGGAUGUCACUGCUUCUGAACUCAGGAAACAUUUUGAACCGUUUGGCGAAAUAAUCGAAAUUGAUAUCAAAAAACAGGGAGCAGUGACGAGUUAUGCAUUUUGUCAAUACACGGACAUAAAUAGCGUCGUGAAGGCAAUGCGCUCGAUGGAUGGUGAACAUCUGGGAUCAAAUCGAAUUAAACUUGGAUUUGGAAAAUCAAUGCCAACGUCCUGCGUUUGGGUUGAUGGCAUUGGAGAAUGUGUAUCGGAAAAGUAUAUCAAUAUGCAGUUUCAUCAAUUUGGUCCAAUUACGCAAGUGGUGGUUGAUCGUGAACGUGGACACGCGUUAGUUUUCUUUGAGCAAAUAAGUUGUGCUCAGGCGGCGGUCAAAGAAAUGAGAGGCGCAAAUUUGAGAGGACGACGUUUGCAGGUCGAUUUUGCCUCAAGGGAAUGUCAAGAGACAUUUUAUGAACAUCUCGAACGACAGGGAUUUGCCGGUGAAAAACCCUGGGACACGAGACCAACGCCUGCAGCAACUUUUGAUGUUGCAAGGGAGAGAACAUUUGAUACGGCUGUGACGGUUCCAAAUAGCGGGAGUAGAUUCACACGUUAUGAAACACCACCGCGUGCAAGGGCAGCGAGUUAUAGUCGAACGCCAGGUGGUGGUAGUACACCUGGUGCAAGUCCAGCGCAUCCAACGGCAAUGUCACGAAGUAGUCGACGAUCGUAUCAAGAUCCAUAUUACGAAAGUGAUUACAGUGAGCCAACAACGAGACGAUUUCGAAGUUACGAUGAAUAUAGUCAGGGCAGCGGUGCAAGUCAUGACGAUUACGAUGCGACAAUUAUAAAUGACAGUAAGCUCAAUGACGAAGACUGUCAAUUGACACGAAGACAUACAGUUCAAAGUGUUGUGUCAAGUAUCGAUUCACCAGCACCACCACCUCCUUUAUUACCUCCGCCUGAUAUCAGGCAUCUUCAAAAGGAGCGUGUUCAUUUACUCGAACAACUCGAGGAGUGUCACAGUAGUGGCGAUGAAAUUGCAUUCGCACCGAAAAAGAGGCCAAAGCUCGACGGCUCGACAACGUCGUCAAUUCCCUGCGAGGAUGAUGAACCCGAAAUUGCCUCAUUGCUCGUCACUUCGCAUUCCGGACGUAAAGGAAUGGAAGUACGUAGAGUGAGCGACAGUAAAGUGAUCAUUCAUCAUGGCUCGCGAAGAGGUAGCUGCGAGGGCAGAGGACCAGGACCAUGUAAACGAAGACGUGACGCAGCGAGACAUCAUGAUCAUCACGAUGGUUCACGUCCAGGUACGCCUCUAGUCGACGAGAGACCGGAAAAUUUAAUCCCCAGUGAACCGCGAAGGUUUCGCGAACGCAGUCAAGAGGGUCCUCUCUCUCUACCUCUACCUAGAUUCGCCACACAAAUGCUCAACAACAAUAACACGAGCAACAGUAACAAUAACAAUAGUGGUACUUCAAGGUCAACUCACGUGUCCCUAGCAAAAAUUGCCAGUCCACCUUGCGCCUCAACAGUACCAAUUGUCACUGCACCACAACCACCAGCGUCACCGCCACCUCGACACACAAGUCCAAGUCCCACCAGUUCCGACAGUGAGGCAGCCCCCCAAUCGCCAAGUCUCGAGGAACGAAUACGAUCCCUCGAUGAAAAAUAUGAAAAAUGGUCAGGAUCGAGAGCAUUGAGCGCAGCUGGUGGCGAUGCUCUUGCCAAAUUAGAUGCAUCCGCCUCCGAACGCUUUAGGUUUCGUCAUAAACUCCUUGAUCUCGAUCUUCACGAAGUACAACCAUCCGAUAUUGUUAAAUCAGUCCUCGCUAAACGCAGUGUAUUCGAUGAGGAUUCAAAGAGAUUGGAAAAUUUUAAUGAAAAAUAUGAACCACGUGAAUUCACUGGCGUUAGUUCAAUGAUCGGUGGCAGUGGUACAAUCACAAAUGUUGGUUGUCCAAGCAAAGUGUGCCUACAAUAUCCAUUUCCUAGUCAUCCGCCAGUAACGGCGAAUACAACUCCAACACACAAAAAUAAUGAUCCAAGAACAGCAAAUUGUGUAACGCCCGUCACACCAGGCACAUCAAUAAAAACCGUUAGUCCCGAAUUACCACCAAUCGCAAGUAAUUUAACAGCAACAAAUAAUUUAUCAUCGGCAAAUUUAAAUAAUAUUCAUUCAUUGAAUGCAUCGACAAGUCGAGUGUCUCCAACAACAACAACAAUAACAACAACAAUUGUGACAAAUUCAACGCCGAUCUCAUCGACAUUAACGUCUAAUCAACCUGUUCUACCUUCAACAUUGUCCUCUUCCUCCUCGUCAUCGUCAUCGUCUUCCUCGUCUGAGAUUCCAAAAGCAAGAUUAAGAAAAGACUCGAAAGAUUCGAAACACACGAAAAAGGAGGCGCGUAAAAUUCGAAAAGACGAGUCUGAGGAGAAGAAUCAAUGUGACGAGAGGGAGAAACAAGAGAAAGAGGAAAGAGAACGCAAGGAACGAGAGGAGAGAGAGAGGCGCGAAAAAGAUGAGGAGCGACAGCGAAUUGAGAAGGAAAAACAAGAAAAGGAGCGAAAAGAACGCGAGGAACGGGAAAGAAAGGAGCAGGAAGAAAUUGAAAGGCGAGAGAGACAAGAAAAACAAGAGAGACAAGAACGUGAAAGGCGAGAACGAGAGGAAAAAGAGCGAAAAGAAAAGGAGGAACGCGAGAGGCGAGAACGUGAAGAAAAAGAGCGUAAGGAACGUGAAAAAGAGAGACUGCGUAAAGAACAAGAAAAACGCGAGAAAGAAGAACGUGAACGUAUUGAAAAAGAGGAACGUGAACGUAUUGAAAAAGAAGAACGUGAACGUAUUGAAAAAGAAAGAAGACGCGAGGAAAAGGAACGUAAACGUGAAAGAGAGGAAAAAGAACGUCUUGAGCGUGAGAGGAGAAAAGAAAAGGAGAAAGAGGAACGUGAAAAAUGUGAAAAAGAAAAACGUGAGAAAGAAGAUAAGGAAAGACGCCGCGAGGAUCAGGAGAGAAAAGAAAAAUCUGAACGUGAUAAAAGAAAAGAGGAAAAAGAAAAAAAUCCCGAUCGAAGACCCAGUGAAAAUCAUGUUACACCAGCUCCAAUAGCAAUAAAACGUCGUUGCUCGUCACAAGACGCGCCAAUUGAAGACGAUGCGAAAAGAAUGAAAAUUUCUGAUCAUCGUCGGGACAGUAAAGAUCGUUCGAAACAAAAUCGUCGUUCCGAAGAUCGUAAACAUCGUGAUUCACAUCGUUCUAGUCGUGACAGUAGAGAUAGUCGUGAAAGUAAAGAUUCACCAUCGCAAGAUUGUGAUACGAGUCGCGAGGGUAAGGAAAAUAAUCUCAAAGAAAAACAACGUAAAAAAAGUCGUUCCGAAAAAGAAUCACGUGAAAGAAGUCCAAGAGUUUCGCAAGAAAAAGAUUUUCUCACACGACUUGAAUUGUCAAAACGAAAUGAUUCAAUGAACGAUCAGGAUAUUUCCCAUCACGUCAAGGAUCAUCAUCAUCAUCACCAUCAUCAUCAUCAUCAUCAUCACCAUUCUUUACACAGCGAUGUUGAUGAAGGUGUAUUGUCAACUCAUGAAAUGCAAGGAAUGCGUCAUCCAUCAGCAACCGAUACAGACAGUGAUGAACCGAAGAAACAUUCAAUUUUUGAUAUUGUCGAUGACGAACCGGCAUACAUUAGUAUGUAUGAUAAAGUAAAAGCGAGAUCAACGAAAAAUAUGCAAAAACUCGAGGAGGAAAAAAGACAAGUUCGAUUGAAGGAUAAAUUUUCACAAUUGAAACAAAGUAGAGCGAGACGUGAGGAAAAGAAACAGAGUACAUCGUGGGAUGGUGAUUCAGUGAGUAGUAAAGCACUCACCGAGGAUGAAGGAACAUCGGAGAGUGAUUCAACAAGAGCAAAAUCAAUAUCCCGUAAGGGUUCGAGAUCGCGGAUACAUUCGGAUACAAGCGAGGAGGAUGAAUCAUUUGAUAAUAAAAGAACAGUUGUUAAAACAGAGAGAUUUCACGAAAGUGAUGUUGAUCUUGGUUUUGCUGAUUCUGAAGAGAAGCAUAAUCCAUUGGAGACAAAAUCAACAGUUGUUGUCAAUAAUGUUCGCGUUGCCAUCAAAGAAGAACCAAAAACAUCUGACGAUGAGGAGAGAAUAUCAUUCUCAACGAAUCAUCUUACAAAUAAUCAUGAAGCACGUAAAAAAUCACAUAAAGAAAAACAAAAACGACAGAAAAUUAAUACUGAACUCAAUGAUGGAUUAUUGAUUCUAGCGAAUUGUAUCGCUAACAAUAGAAAGGAGGAAGAGGAAGAGGAGGAGGAUGAAGAGGAAGAGGAUGAUGAGGAUGACGUGAAACACAAGAAGAAACAAAAACGACAGAAGAAUUCAAUUGACUCGGAUGAUGGUCUAUUGAUAUUGGCAAGUUGUAUCGCUAAUAAUGGUAAAGAAGAAGAAGAGGAGGAAGAAGAGGAAGAGGAAGAAGACGAUGAAGAUGAUAUUAAACACAAAAAGAAACAAAAACGACAAAAAAUUCCCAGAAGCUGCGGUGAUGGUUUAUUAAUUCUUGCAAAAUGUAUCGCGAAACAAUCAUCUGAUUUGAAUAAUACAAUAAAUUCAAAAUCCCUCGAUAAUCCCGAUGAGAGAAUGCGAGCCGACAAGAACAAAAGAAAUAAAAAAGAAAAACGAAGAGAUAGAAACGGUGAUGAAAAGACCAAAGCUAGAAGAAAGAGGCUCAAUAGACAAGAAGGUAGAGAUAGUCAACGAAUGGAAGAUAUUUUCGGUCCUCUAUCUGACGAUGUCGAUGAAACCCCAUCAAACACAUUCUUCAAUCGUCUCACUAAUUUACCAAAAGAGAACAACGUCUAUCAUUCCGACAGUGAUGGUCCUGACGUUGAGACAAUACGAAGGAAAUCCGAUAAGAAACGUAGACAACAUCAACCACAAGAUGAGAAUAGCGUCGAUCUUGCCGAAGCAGGUCGUGAAAUCGAAGCAAAACUCCUUGGUCUACCAAAUUCUCCAAAAUCUGCCGUAUGCACCGAAUCGACAGAUCACGAUGUAUUUCGAUUCACUGACGAUAAUGACAGUGUUGAACCCUCAACACCAACGACAGUACCCGAAAAAAUCAAGGAAAAGAAAAAGAAACGUAAAAAAUCCAAGGAUGAAAGAGGAAGAAAGGACUGUCACCAUCAUCAUCAUCAUCAUCACCAUCAUCAUGAAAAAACCGGUGCUCUUCCAUAUCUUGGCUCAGAAUCAAGUCCACCAAGAGCCAGCAGUCCAAUUAUCUCCGAAGAGAUGUCACCAACUUUACCGCCGUCCAGAGAAGAAAUGCCAAGUCCAAUACCGAAAAUUUCCACCAAUAUUACCGAUAUUUCAUCACCACCAUCCAACAACGAUGACAAAAAGAAAGAGAAAUUCAUACCCGGUUAUGGAAUCGAAAUCGAUGAGACUCUACAUAAUAAUGCAGUGAAAAGUAUUUCCGAACCAGAAGAAAGAGAUAAAUCACAAACAGAUCAAGACGAUGACGAUGAAGAGGAAUCAACAUCAACAGUUCAAACAGAAGAAAAACCAAGAGUCGCAAUCUCUCAAGAAGAGACAGAAGUCGCUGUUGCCGCACUAAUGGCUGAGAAUUUUGGCGGACCAACCGAUGACUAUUCCUAUGAGGACGAUGAACCGGAAACAGUCUCAUCAAACGAAACACCAGCCGAUGCACCGCAAGAGGACGUUGAAGAAAUGCAACAAGCUGUCGAAUCUCUAAAUGCAUCAUCAGGCGAAGCUGAAACCGAUUUGAAACCCGAUACACCACAAAGUGAGCAUGAUCUUCAAAUUGACACCGACACCGAAGAAGAUCGCAAUUACGAGAACUUUGAUCUCUCCCAACCGCCCAAGACACCGGAUAUUCCCUCUUUCUACAAGUCGAAAAAUCCAGAGAAAACGGAAAAUUCCAUUUGUGUCGUCAAACCAGAUCCACUCGGUUUGGUUAUUUCCCACUUUUGGAAUAUCGAUCCCAAAAAUCGUCAAGUUGCCGAAACAAAAGAACCGCAAAUAUCGUCUUCUCCUUUGGAAAGAGUGCCUCUGGAAAGAUCGGCUCCACCUCUAGCCGAAAGGGUUCACUCCCUUCCGGAAAGACCCUGCACCGAACGAUCAGUUCCAUUGGCCGAGAGAUCUCAAUCUCUAACUCAAGAUCGACGAACGCCCUCGCCACCAACUCAAUUCAAAUCGGGAAUUCCAGUCCUAAGUCAAGUUCCUCGCAUUCCAACAGUCUCGCCAAGGGCCUAUCAACCACUUCAUCAACGCCUUCCAGUGACGCCUCAAAGUCAAAUGAUCCGUCAAGUUGCACCACGAAUGCCAAAUGUAGCCUCAUCAUCGGCACCUCUGCCACCUCUCGUUCCAUCGCGAAUGCCACCGUUAAUCUCCUCACAAUUAUCACCUCGUGUCUCUCAACCACUUUCACCAAAUGGUCAAUGGUCGUCACGACCUCAAAUUGUCAACAAAUCCUCACCACCACAAUCACAACCCGUAAGAAUUCCAGUGAGCGUUCCCAUUUCCGCCCAUCGGCCCGAAACACCAAUGCAACAUAUUUAUUCCACCGCUGCUAGUCAACAGCCUGUGAUACAACAUGCACCUGGAAUGAGAGCGCUUGCUCCAAAUUAUCCACGUGGUGGCCUACCACCAUUGACAUUGAACAUUCCACCCAGACCCUAUAUGCCAAGUGUUCCACCUCUAACACCUGGUGUUCAAGUUAAAAGAGAUACAAAUCUCACUGGUAAAUCAGUGAUUGAAACAUUAAUUCCAGUAAAUUCUAAUGAUACAAGAAUUAAUGAAUCAAGACACGAGGAUCAAAAACUUUCGCCAGUAAUAUUACCCGAAGUAACUAAUAAGGCUUCGACAUCACCCAAAGUUCCAUCGCCAAAUCAACCGCCUACCUACAUUCCUGAAACGGCUAAAAUUGAAAUUGCCAGUACAUCAAGUCCAAUAUUUGGCAAACCUGCCAAUGAUUCCGUUUCGCCUAGGCAAAUUAAUCAAAAAUUGGAACCUGGUCUCUUGUCACAAAAACAUGAACUUACACAAAAACACGAGAUUAUACAAAAACAUGAUCUGAUCACUCAACAUGAUCUGAUUACUCAAAAACUUGACGGUAAUUUAUUAUCACCGAGACAAAAACAGGAAAUUAAUCUUCAACUUUUAACUCGUGUUUCAACUCCAAGUCCCGUGAUUGUAGCUCAUGGUCAUCAUAAAAUUCAGCCGCUAAUCAAAACAGUUGUUCCAAUUGUUGAUCACAAACACGAGGCUCGAUUCAAUAAAUUCGAAAAAUAUAAAAUUGAGGAAAAAUCCCAAAUAUUGUCCGUUGCACCUUCGGUGAAAGAAAUCAAGGAUAUGAUCGAUUUUCCUGAAUUUAAUGAAAUAAAAGAAGUUAAAGAAAUAAGUGAAAAAAUCCUCGAGGAGAAAACUGAUUCUGAAGAGGGAAUGCUAUUAACACCACCUGUUCAAUCAGUGGAAAAUAAAGAGAAUAUGGAAAUAAAAUUAAAGGAAGAAGAGGAACCAAAAAUCAAGGAAGAGAUCAAGAAAAUAGAAGAAGAUGAUGAGGAGGAAAAUGAUAAAAAGGAAAUAAAACAAGAGGAGGAUGACACAUCAGAGGCAACGGAUCCACUUGCUUUGGAUAUUGCCAAAGAAGAUCAAACGGAUAGUAAAGAAGACAGUGAUUAUUGGUCAGCUAAGGAAGUCAACAUUGAGAGUGUAAUUAAAAAAGUUGACGCACUAUGCGAUGGUGAGGAUGAAGAUGAAGAGACUGAGAAUCAUGACACUAGUAAAAGUGAAGCAGACUCAUGGCUCGAUUCAGAAUCAAUUGAAGGCGAUAGUAAAAAGAGUUUCUCAAACGAUGAUCAGGACGAGGGUGUUGAGACAUGUGAAAUUGAGACAAAAUCCCGAAGAGGAAGAUCGAAAUCACGUCGAGGAAGAGGUGGUGUAACAACGCGGCGAGGUGCUAAAACAGCAUCAAAACGAGGUGGACGAUCAACUCGCGGUGGUAAACACGCGGAAAAAAAUAAACCAACCGACGUCUAUGAAUUCCACGAUGACAGCGAGGAAGAUAACGCUGGACGUCCGCGUCUAAUUCUCACUAUAAAAUCCCCAGGUCCAACAGCACAGCCAGCAAUUCCAGUCGCAGCUGUCAAAGAAGUACCAGCCGAGGAAUUUGUCUCUCCAGCUAUUAACACUCGAAAAUCGAGAAGAUUAGCCGAAAAGGACGGUAGUCGUACCACUGUUGAUGAAAUAAUCGAAGACGUUGUUCGAGGUACAAACAAAGGACUCACGGCAACUAGAAGAAGCACCAGGCACAAUAGUCUGCCAAAGGGUGCCCAACUUGUUCCACCUCUCGAGACAAAAAAAUCAACGAGAGGCGGUCGUAAAGGUCCGAGAAGAACUUCGGAAAAUGAGAGCGAAGAGAAAAAAGUUGAGGAAAUAAAAGAAACGGAAGAGGAGAAAAUAAGGGAAGAGACAACGAUUACAACAGCACCAACAACAACGACAACAACAAUAACGACAACGCCGCCAACAACAACAACAACAACGUUAACAACAUCAAGAAAAGCCCUCGAACCAAUGACAUUGAUCGAUCCAGUCACUGGAAUGCUAAUUCCAAUGAGAGAAUCCGAGGAGGGACAAUACAUCCCAGUUUCAAAUUCCGGCCAACAAAAGAAAAGAAUAGAAGAGAAAAAAGAUGAAGAAAAAGAAACUUCUGUAACAACAUCAGAGACUGUUAUAACUCCAAGUGUGGUGACAACAACAACAUCAAUAAAUCAAACAAAACCCCAGAGUCUAAAGGCUCAUGUUUUAAAUGCAGUUCAAUCACUUCCAAUUGUCGUAACAAAAACAAAUAUUCCAAGUCAAACAAUUGUGCAAAAUCUUGCAAAACCAUCAGCUCAAGCUGGAUUACAUUUACAAAUACCUUGUAAUCGUGUUGCAUCACCGAAUUUAAGUCCAAAACUUGGAAAAACACAAGUCUCGGCAAAAUCGCCAGUGUUAAAUAAUGUGCCAACAAAUCCAAAACAACAUUUAUUGCAAGCCGCUAAACAAACACCAUCAUCACAACAGCAGCUAAUACCAUCAACGUCACCAACAUUGCAAAUUAAUAGCCUUGGACAAAAAUUGACGAGUAAUGUACAUUUGGCUGCGGCACCAGCGCAAAGAAUUCAUCAGGGCAUUCCACAACCAACAACAUUAAAGGCAAUCAAUGGACAAUUGCAUCCAAUUAAUCCAAAAGCACAUUUAUUGCAAGCUGUUGUUCCACCUGUGAUGUCGGGUAAUGUUGCAAGUCCACCGGCACAACAACAACAUGUUAUUGGACCACAACCUGUUGUUACAGGUGCAACUUGUUCACGAUCAGCGCCUACUAAAACUCAGGUGACGGGAACAAUGGAGCCACCAAAAGUGGAAAUUUCAAUGUCUGGCUGCAUUAUGGCUUCUCCUGGUCCUCAACCUCGAGGAGUUCCUAUUUCAGCCUACGAGGCAUCACUGCAUGGAAGUGCGAGUGCAGCUCCAUCACCAGGGGGACAGUAUGGCCUUGUGCCCCCACAUCGCUCCCAAAGUCCUCCAUUGCCCCCUGCCUAUCAUCACGCUAACGCUUCUCAGGGCGAUGUCGUGAAUCCAUAUGGAAAUUUAUCGCGAGCCGCUGAAUUGCCAUCACAUUACAUUCAUCCCUAUCAAUAUCAAUAUUUACGUGCCCAACAAGAGGCAUUGACGGCGCCACGAAUUGCCUAUCACGUGCCAGGCACAAGAUCGCCACACUUGCCCUUGGAUCCAAAAUUGGAAGCAGGUGCCGAUGAAAAUCAUAGUCCACCAUUGGAAUAUAGACGCAGUACUCGUACGCCACACGAGAGAACAACUGAUAGUCCACAAAUUGCUCAGGUCUAUAUGCAUCAUCAAAAUCCACGUCUUGCACCGCCACCACCUCCGCCACCAUCGCAAUAUAAUGCCGGAAGUGCCGUUCAACGUGGCUAUUAUGAUCAACCACCGCCAUCAGUUCACAUUCAAUCACAAUAUCCAAUGGCAGCAAGUGAAGCGCCCACUGAGCGUGCAAUUACGCCCGAUCGAAGUAGAAAAUUACAAGUGGCAACACCACCACACGCCGCUCAAGUACCACCGCAAACCGAUUCAUUGCCAAUGCUAUUGCAACGUUAUCCUGUCAUGUGGCAGGGAUUACUUGCAUUAAAAAGCGAUCAAGCAGCGGUGCAAAUGCAUUUUGUCUUUGGUAAUCCAAAUGUUGCGAGGGAAGUAUUGCCCUCGUGUAACAGUGAUGGUUCAACGCCUCAAUUGAGAAUUGCACAGCGUAUGAGGCUUGAGCAGGCGCAAGUUGAAGCCGUUGUCAGAAAGAUGCAGACCGAUAAUGAACAUUGCAUAUUGAUGGCACUUCCUUGUGGUCGUGAUCAUUUAGAUGUGAUACAGCAAAGUGAAAAUCUUCAAAGUGCAUUUAUAACAUAUCUGCAAACAAAACAAGCUGCCGGAAUUGUCAACAUUGCUGUGCCCGGUUCUCAACAGGUUACAAAUGUAAUACACAUAUUUCCAUCUUGUGAUUUUGCUAAUGAAAAUCUCGCUCGAAUUGCCCCGGAUCUACUGCAUCGAGUGGCAGAAAUCGCUCACUUAUUCAUUGUGAUCGCCACUGCCUGAGACCGAGUCACAAUUAUUGUCAUCAUCAACAUCAUCUGGAUUUCAAUCGUAAAAACUCUUUUUUUUUAUCUUCUUUAUUUAUUUUUUUUUUUUUUUUCUUUACUCGCGCAAAAGAACGCUUUAUCUAUUUUGGCAAUGAAGCCUUCCAAGUGUCGAAAGUGAAAAAGAAAAAAAAAAAAAAAUUCUGUACCCGAAAAAAUCCUCAAUGCACGAGAGAAAUUAAUUUCUCUUUUUCGUUGCAUCGUUGACAAUCAAGCGGAAAAAAAAACAAAUACUUUUAAACCACGAUUUCAAAAAAAAAAAAAAAAGUUUAAAAAUCGUUGAAGAAUUUAGCGAAAUUCCUCUUGUCUUUCGCGUGACUCUUCACUUUUUUUUUUUAAACUGUUGACACAUUUUCAAAAUGAGUGGGAAUUAAGAUCGAAAAAAAAAAUUCUCACACUCGGAAAUUAAAGGAAAAAAUUAAUUUUUAUUAUUGAUUAAUUAAUAAUAAUUAUGUAAAAAAAAAUUGUUUAAUGUGUAAAAAUUGAAAUUUUUCCAGAAAAAGAGUAUUUUUUUCCCUUUGUUUUUUUUACUUUUAAUUUCCGAUUGUAUUGCUUUUAAUUUCUACUCAUUUUUCUCAAAAAUAAUUGCAAAAAAAUUUCAUCUCGUGGGAAAAGUGAGAGAGAGAGAGGGGGGAAAAUACCUCCUCCAACAAAAAAAUAGAAAAAAAAUGGACAGAAAAUGAAAAAAAAAAACCAUUCUACCCUCUAUACACGAGCUAUAAUAAACGUUAAGGCAUAGUUUUUAAAACUGUACCAAUUUAAGCGAGCCGGCAAAAAAGGCAUAACUACUGUGAUUUUAAUUAUUUAACGAUAUGUAUCUGCAUAAAAACAUAAGGAAGACCAAUUCUGGUCCGCGCGCGAUAUGUGAUGUGUUUUUGUAUAAAUAUUACUCUUUAUAUUUAAAUAUAUAUGUAUAUAUAUAAAUAUAUACAUAUAUAUAUAUACAUAUAUAUUAUAAAUAUUAUAUAAAUACCUAUGUAUUAUAUUACUUGUAUCGAUAGUCGCCGAUGCCGUUGCUGCUCUUGUUGAGAGUUAGAAAUUAAUUGACAGAAAAAAAGGAAAAGGAAAAAAAGAUACCUCUUUAGAAAAGGAUUGCAAAAAAUUUAAUUCGAGAAUUUUUCUAUUGUGGAAAAUUUUUUUCACAUGAAGAAGAGAAUUUUUUUUUAUAUCUUGAGUUUUUUAAAUUUAAAAGAAAAAAUUUUUUGUUUUUUUUUGUCAUUUAUAAAAUGAGAAUUUUUUGUUCGUUUCUUAAAAAUGUUUUUAAAAAUAAAUUUUUGAUUUUCUAUUAAGGGGAAAAAUUUUCCGUUCUCGAAAUUAUUUUUUGGAAAAAUUUCUUUGCUAAAGAAAUCUAGAGGUGAAAAAAAGGGAGAAUAACGAGGACUACUACUUAUGUAGCUUUAUCCCUAGUGUAUCAUAAAAAAAAAUUCCCAUAGCAGGAUGUAACAUAUUAUUCUAGCGCUAUGUACAUUAUCGGAAGAUUUGUAAUAUUAAUUAUGACUCGAUUCUUUAUUAUCAAAAUAUUAUUGAUACGAUUAUAAUUAUUAAUUAUUAUUAUUAUUACUACUUCUACCGACAUACUACGUUACUAUUCUAUGCUAUUACUAUACUACUACUACUACUAUCGAACCUACUACUACUACUACUACUACUACAACUACCGCUGCUAUUAAUUAUCAUUAACGUUGUUACACAGGCUAGUUAGAAAAAAAACGUAUUUGAACGUUGAAAAUUCCCAUUUUUACAAAAAAAAUGUAAAAAGGGUAAAUUUUACAAAAAAAAAAAAAAACGAGGGCUUAAAAGCUGUCGUACCAAAGGGUUCGACUGAUCUCAUUGAACAUUUGACGCCGCUCCUCCAAUACAAAAAAAAAAAAAAACUUCCAUCCCAAUUCUACGGAAUUUCCCGCGUCGUUCGCAAAAAACGCCCGGCGCAUUAUAGACUUUAGAAUCGUGUCCAAGGUAAUAAUGCGCUUAUGUGUAUAGACAAAAAAAAAAAAUUACAAUUAUAUCACACAAAAUACCGUAAGAAAAAAAAAGAUUACGAGUAAAAAAUAAGUUAUGAGUUAUAUAUAUAUAUAUACAUAUAUAUAUAUAUAAAAUAUUAUUCGCUGACGCGCAUAGAGCGCGCUCGCCUCUAGUGAGUAACGUAUAUAAUGUAAAGAUUUAAAAAUAUAUAAAACAAAAAAAAAAAUCUAGAAAUGAAGAGAGCGUUUUUUUAGAAACUCCGAAAUGAUACUCGCAAUCGAAGACAAAAUUUUUGCAUAAUUUUUUUUUUUUUUUUUUUUUCUUUGUUUUUAGUUGUGAAUAAAAAUUAUUCCCAAUUUUUGAAAAUAAUGGGAUGAUUUAAAAAAAAAAAAAGAAAACUUCUUUUAUUUUGACUGUGAUUUUACUGUAGGGCGAUGUCUUUGUAUGCGAUUAUUGUACGAAGGUGUCAUUUUAAAAAAAUGAAAUUAUUUCCUGUUAUAAAUUGUUUGCGAAAAAAGAAAAAAAAUUGUUUUUUUUUUUUUUUUGCAAAAUUUACAAACGCUCUCUCCAUUUUUUCUUCUUUGCGACGUAAAAUUUGAUAAUUUAAGGCAGCGCAGAUACUCGUUGAGCGUGUGCAUGUACAGUGUAAAAGAUGCGUUGUGCAUAUGUACAGUUAUUAGUGAAUAAACAAAAAUAUGAGCGAGCGAGAUAAUGAAAAAAAAAAAACAUAUAUUACAGUUAAAAGUUAAGUAUAUAUAUAUAUAUGGCGCAUGCUUCGUGUAUAUUGUGCAAGAAUUUUUUUUUUCAAUUUCUCUAUGUAUUUAAUUUUACAAACGAAAGUCUUUUUUGUUUCUAUAUAUAAUAUAUAUAUAUAAACAUAAAUAUAUUUUGUUUUUUCUUUGGGGAUAUUUGAUUUUAGAUGAUUAAAAUUAUAUUCAAAAGCACAAUAUACAUGUUAGCCGCGUCGAAAAAAAAACCUAUCGUGUAAAAUAUCUGUGAAUAUUAUGAUUUAGUUUCUUCCUAUUCUAGGCUACUGAUAUAGAAAAAAAAAGAUUAUGUUAUUCGCAUAAGGAAAAUGUACAGAUAUCACAUUUUUGUUUUGUGUUUUACUGUAGCUAUUGAUAAUUAUAUGGAUAUUAACGAUAAUAAUAACUAUGAUUAAAAAACUUA